AUGUCACAUCAUUCACCUCCCAAGAACCAAAUCCGUGAACUAAUCGAGGAAAUCAAUCAGUGGGCUAUAGCUAAUGGAUUAGCCAUGUAUCCUCCUAAUUUUGAGGCAAAUCCAUCGAAUGCUUCGGUGUCGCCGGUAACGAUCUAUCCAACUCCAAUUCCUAAGAGAUGUUUUGAUGAGGCCGUUGAAAUUCAACCAGUAUUUAAUGAAUUAUAUGCCCGUCUUGCUCAAGAUAUGGCUCACCCAGAUUCGUUGCUGCAUAAGACAACUGAAGCGUUGGCUUUAUCAGACCCCGAAUUCACUGGUAAAUUAUGGUCCUUAUACCUUAAAAUUUUGAAAGAUGUACAGAAAAAAAGGCAGACUUUUAAACUAGGUAUAUUUAGGUCAGAUUAUUUAAUUGAUAAGAAGAACGGUAGUGAGCAAAUUAAGCAAGUGGAAUUCAAUACUGUAUCCGUAUCAUUUGCAGGUCUCAGUGAGAAAGUAGAUAGAUUGCAUGCCUAUUUAAACAAGGCAAACAAAUACGAUCUUAAAGGACCGUUCUAUAAUGAACAAAAUAUGGUCAUUUCCGACUCAGGGUAUUUAUUAUCUAUGGCAUUGGCUAAAGCUGUUGAAUCAUAUACAUCACAGCAAAUUUCUUCCACUUCUAGUGAUCCAAUUGUUGCGUUCAUUGUUCAAAGAAAUGAGAGAAAUGUGUUUGAUCAGAAGAUCUUGGAAUUGAAUCUGUUGGAAAAGUUCGGUAUUAAGUCUGUGAGAUUGACAUUCGAUGAUGUUCACGACAAAAUGUUCACUGAUAAUGAAACAGGAAAACUUUUUGUCAAGGAUGCAGAACAAGAAGUAGCGGUUGUCUAUUAUAGAACUGGUUAUACAACUACCGAUUACACGUCCGAAAAGGACUGGGAAGCAAGAUUAUUCCUCGAGAAAAGUUUCGCUAUUAAGGCUCCAGACUUACUUACCCAAUUAUCUGGUUCCAAGAAAAUCCAGCAAUUGUUGACCAACAAGAGCGUAUUGGGUAAGUAUACCUGCAAUCCUAAAAAAAGAGAUAGUUUGUUGAAAACAUUUGUCAAAAUUUACCCCUUAGACGAUACAGAACUUGGUAGGGAAGGCAAGAGAUUAGCGUUCAGUGACCCCUCUAAAUAUGUGCUAAAACCACAAAGAGAAGGCGGUGGUAACAAUGUUUAUAAAGAGAAUAUUCCUAAUUUUUUGAAGGGUAUUGAAGAACGUCAUUGGGACGCAUAUAUUCUCAUGGAGUUGAUCGAGCCCGAGUUGAAUGAGAAUAACGUUAUAUUACGUGAUAAUAAGUCUUAUGAAGAGCCAAUAAUUAGUGAGUUGGGAGUUUACGGUUGCAUUCUAUUUGACGACAAGCAAGUUUUAAUGAAUGAAUUUAGUGGCUCAUUACUAAGAUCCAAGUUCAACACUUCAAAUGAAGGCGGUGUGGCUGCAGGAUUUGGAUGUUUGGACAGUAUUAUUCUGUAUUAG
Molecule: messenger RNA, 1476 nt
Organism: Saccharomyces mikatae IFO 1815
Lineage: Eukaryota; Fungi; Ascomycota; Saccharomycetes; Saccharomycetales; Saccharomycetaceae
Gene: GSH2
Product: glutathione synthase
Exons: 1
Coding region: 1-1476 (491 amino acids)
Biological process (GO): glutathione biosynthetic process
Cellular component (GO): cytosol
Molecular function (GO): glutathione synthase activity; ATP binding; glutathione binding
Source: RefSeq, a predicted model, not a curated record